Metarhizium acridum CQMa 102 is the source of this 2202-nucleotide messenger RNA. RefSeq names its product beta-glucosidase. Gene Ontology annotation, biological process: glucan catabolic process. Gene Ontology annotation, molecular function: beta-glucosidase activity. Lineage: Eukaryota; Fungi; Ascomycota; Sordariomycetes; Hypocreales; Clavicipitaceae. The record is from RefSeq and is a predicted model, not a curated record.
AUGGCCGACAUAAACAUCGAAGAUGUGCUCAAGAAGCUUACAUUGGCUGAAAAGGUCGACCUGCUGGCAGGAUCCGACUUUUGGCACACCAAAGCCCUCCCUGCACAUGGGAUUCCCUCACUCCGCAUGUCCGACGGCCCCAACGGUGUAAGAGGCACCAAGUUCUUCAAUGGCGUCUCCUCGGCAUGUUUCCCAUGCGGCACAGCUCUCGGGUCUACUUUCAACCAACAACUGCUCGAGCAAGCGGGCAAAAAGAUGGGCGAGGAGGCCCUCGCAAAGAAUGCCCACAUCAUUCUUGGCCCAACCAUCAAUAUGCAGAGAUCCCCGCUCGGAGGCCGUGGCUUCGAGUCCAUUGGCGAGGAUCCGUUCCUCGCUGGUCUUGGCGCCGCUGCUCUUGUCCGGGGAAUUCAGAGCACCGGCGUGCAAGCUACUAUUAAGCACUUUCUGUGUAACGACCAGGAAGACAAGCGAAUGGGGGUCCAGAGCAUUGUUACUGAGCGGGCGUUGCGUGAGAUCUAUGCCCUCCCGUUACAGUUGGCGGUGCGUGAUGCGCGGCCAGGCGCCUUCAUGACAGCUUACAACGGCAUCAACGGCACCAUGUGCAGCGAGAACUCCAAGUACCUCGACGGAAUGCUACGCAAGGAGUGGGGCUGGGAGGGUCUCAUCAUGAGCGACUGGUACGGCACCUACAGCACGACUCUGGCCGUCGUCGCCGGUCUGGAUCUGGAGAUGCCCGGCCCCGCUCGGUUCCGUGGCGAAGCUCUCAACUUCAACGCCUCUACCAACAAGCCAUUCACUCACGUCAUUGACCAACGAGUCCGUGCUGUGCUGAGGCUUGUUAAGAAAGUCUCGGGCCUCGAUAUCAAGGAGCUUGGCCCGGAAAGGGAAGCAAACACACCCAAGACAGCUGCUUUGCUCCGAAAGAUUGGCAACGCGAGCAUCGUCCUCCUUAAAAACGACAACAACGUCCUGCCAUCCAAGAAGGACAAGAAAACCUACAACCCCAAGGUAGCCGACACUUGGUACGCCGACCUGGAAGGCUCGUUUGUACCGGACGAGGACUGCACUUACGAACUGGGACUUGUCGUAUCUGGAACCGCCAAGGCCUUUGUCAACAACGAGCUCAUUGUGGACAACGCCACAAAGCAGGUUGCUGGAGAUGCCUUCUUUGGCGCAGCCACACGCGAGGAGAGAGGGUUUGUUGCCUUGAAGAAGGGCGAAAAGUAUGACUUGCGCGUUGAGCUUGGCUCUGCACCUAGGUUCACCCUCAAGGGCGAUGCGUCUGUGCCCGGCCACGGGUCCCUCGGCGUCGGUGGCUGCAAGGUCAUCGACGACCAGGAAGAAAUCAAAAAGUCGGUCCAGCUGGCCAAGGAAUAUGACCAAGUCAUUAUCUGCGCCGGUCUCAGCUCGGACUGGGAAACCGAGGGCGCUGACCGAGUGAGCAUGAAGCUCCCCGGUGUUUUGGACCAGCUAAUCACCCAAGUCGCCGCUGCAAACUCCAACACUGCUGUGGUCAUGCAGACCGGCACGCCCGAGGAGAUGCCUUGGCUCGAAAAGACGCCCGCCGUUGUCCAGGCUUGGUAUGGAGGCAAUGAGACGGGCAACUGCAUCGCUGACAUUUUGUUCGGCGACGCCAAUCCCUCCGGCAAGCUUUCUCUUAGCUUUCCCAAGCGACUUCGGGACGUUCCAUCCUUCCUCAACUUUCGGGCCGAAGCUGGGCGAACACUGUACGGAGAGGACGUGUACAUAGGCUACCGAUACUACGAGUUUGCUAAUCGAGCCGUGAACUUCCCCUUUGGCCACGGUCUGUCCUACACCAGCUUCUCCUUUUCCGAACUGUCAGUGACAUCGAGCGAGGGCAAGGUGACGGCCGCGCUCAAGGUCACGAAUACAGGAUCCACAAAGGGCUCCGAAGUUGCUCAGAUGUACAUACAGCCUAAGCAAGCUGCCAAGAUCAACCGGCCCGUCAAGGAACUUCGUGGCUUCGCCAAGAUUGAGCUCGAGGCUGGCGAAACCAGGAUGGUCACUAUUACCGAAUUGGAGAAAUACGUCGCAGCAUACUGGGACGAGGAGCGCGAGCAAUGGUACGUCGAGGCAGGCGAGUACGAAGUCAUUAUUAGCGAUAGCAGUGUGGUUCGCGAUGAAAAGGCUGUUCGGGGCUCGUUCAAGGUGUCUGCUUCGUAUUGGUGGGACGGGAUCUAA